AUGGAGCCAGAAAGCUUUGAAGCAACUCUAAAGCAAGAAGUGUGGAGAAAAUAUAUGAAUGAAGAGAUAAAGAUGAUUGAGAAAAAAGAAACGUGGGAGCUUGUAGACCGUUCAGAAGACAAAGACAUUAUUGGAGUCAAGUGGGUUUAUAAGACAAAGCUCAACUUAGAUGGAUCAAUCCAGAAGCAUAAAGCGAGGUUACUUGCCAAAGGAUACUCACAGCAACAUGGAGUCAACUAUAAUGAGACAUUUUCUCCAGUUGCACACCUCGACACAAUUAGGGCUUUGGUUUCUCUAGCUAUUCAGAUGUGA
This is a messenger RNA of Humulus lupulus (European hop), 312 nucleotides long. RefSeq lists its product as uncharacterized. The transcript has a single exon. The coding region runs from base 1 to 312 and encodes 103 amino acids. NCBI's taxonomy places the organism in Eukaryota, Viridiplantae, Streptophyta, Magnoliopsida, Rosales, Cannabaceae. The record is from RefSeq and is a predicted model, not a curated record.